GUACCAGCAGCGAAGACAAAUUUUCUAAUCCCCGUCUACUCGAGUAGACCACGGAAUUCACAAUGAAUCCAUCCCUCGAGCCAGCAAUCCUCCCGCCUCGAACUACAACACCCCGAAAUGCAGUUCACUUACAGAAGCAUUCUCGUGUUCGGUGCGACUAGCGGAAUCGGAUACGGCCUCAGCGAGAAGUUCCUUGCCGAGGGGCGGAAAGUGGUUCUCGUCGGUCGGAGGAAGGACCGCUUGGAGGAGUUUAUCGGGAGGUACGAGGGAAAGUACGGGAAGGAGAGGAUGGGGUAUUAUGUCUUUGAUGUGACAAGAUCGGAGGAGAUUGGAUCCUGGGUGGAGAAGUAAUCCUCUGUCUCUUUUUCUGAAACAUCUUUGGGAGGGGUCUUGCCUUGCUGACUUUACUUUUGUCAUUCAGAGUGACGAAGGACCAUCCCGACCUGGACUGCGUGUUUCUGAAUUCUGGUAUCCAGCGGGGGUUCAAUUUUUCGAAGCCGUCUACUGUUUCCAUGCCGCUGCUACAGAGUGAGCUCACAACGAAUUACACCUCGCACAUAUAUCUCACACACGCGUUCUUGCCGUUCCUGCUGGAGAAGCGGUCUGCUUCUCUCAUGUAUACCACCUCUGGCCUAGCCCUGGUCCCGCUGCCCCGGUGUCCGAAUUACUGCGCUACAAAGGCUGCUCUGCACCAAUUUAUUAUUAGUCUCCGCUUGCAUUUAAAGGGUACCGGAGUGCGCGUGCUGGAGAUAAUGCCACCGUCAGUGCAGACGGAGUUGCACGAUGAGGAGGUUCAACCUGGUUUGCGAACCCCCCCUUCCUUCCCCUGUUUGUCUUUGGUUUGGGUUUGCCGCAAGCUUUAAUACGGGGAGCUGACUGAUGAACAGACAUCAAAGACGGAAGACUACUUGGCAUGCCGAUUAAUGAUUUUAUCGAGGAGACAUGGGCCAUGCUGAUGGAGGGCAAUGCAUAUGAAGAGUUCCCGAUUGGUCCGGCAAAGGAGUGGUAUGCUGCGGUGGAGCCCGGGAGGAAGUAUAUUCUUUCGAAAAUGCCGCAGGCUCCAGCAGGAUAUUAGCUUUGGUGUAGGGGAUAAGUGGGAGGCUUUCAGUGCUGGAUUUACUUUGUGCGGAGGGUGCAAUGGAGCUGGGGAUUCUUGAGGCAGCGGUUCAGUGUUUGUGAUGUGAGUUGGUGGGAGAGGGGUUACGUGGGGGUUUCUCUUAAUCGUAUGAUAUUGUUGCUUUGGCGAAUACCGGCAACAUGGGACUGGGGAAGUGAACUGUAUGGGGUAGUACCGCAUUAUCUGGAAAUACUGGAAAUCACACUAAUGCUUAGUGCACCGCCAUGUGGCACACUAGUGGAGGGUGGCAAACUAAGCGAAUAUAAAAACAAAGGUCAAGAGGGACUCAGAGCUUAUAACACUUAUAAAGAUUCAAUGAAAGGCUGUACUACAACAAUUCAGAACUCUGGAGAACCCCCAACAAAAGAUUAUAUGCCUGGUGGUACAUUAUGUAAGAGAAACCAAUCCUCAUACCCAAUGUUCUAUUGCAACAAAUAAUAACACUAACAGGAAACUCCAAAACCAAUAUCCCUUAAGUUCAUAUCAUAUACCUAGAAAAUAGGAUACCAUAGAGCUUUGGUAACUAUUGAUAAUUUUGACUGAA
Molecule: messenger RNA, 1661 nt
Organism: Tuber aestivum (summer truffle)
Lineage: Eukaryota; Fungi; Ascomycota; Pezizomycetes; Pezizales; Tuberaceae
Source: the annotation of a GenBank genome assembly